Messenger RNA from Vidua macroura (Pin-tailed whydah), 646 nucleotides. RefSeq names its product ly6/PLAUR domain-containing protein 6-like. Gene Ontology annotation, biological process: positive regulation of canonical Wnt signaling pathway. NCBI's taxonomy places the organism in Eukaryota, Metazoa, Chordata, Aves, Passeriformes, Viduidae. The record is from RefSeq and is a predicted model, not a curated record. The coding region runs from base 113 to 646 and encodes 177 amino acids. Gene Ontology annotation, molecular function: acetylcholine receptor inhibitor activity. The transcript has 5 exons.
CGGGAAAUCCUCAAGGUUGGGAUGGAUUUGGGAUGACGGCAUAAAAAUUUCCCUCCUGCUGCUCCGUUGGUGGGGAUUCUCGGCCGCCGCAUGAGCAGGUCCUGGCCGGGCCAUGGCCUGGCAGCCGGGGCUGCUCCUGCUGCUCCUGCUGCUGCCCGGCCGCGCUCCGGCCGCGCGGAGCCGCGACUUCACCGCCAAGGACAUCGUCUACCUCCACCCCUCCACCACGCCGUAUCCUCAUGGAUUUAAGUGUUUCACCUGCGAAAAGGCCUCAGAUAAUUACGAGUGCAACCGCUGGGCUCCGGAUGUUUACUGCCCCAGAGGGACGAGGUACUGCUUCAGCCAGCACAUGAUGAGGGCCAGCGGGGAGAGCGUCUCUGUCACCAAGCGCUGCGUGGCCCUCGAGGAGUGUCUGAGCACGGGCUGCACCUACCUCAGGCACGAGGAGUACAAGGUGUGCACGUCCUGCUGCGAGGGCAGCAUCUGCAACCUGCCGCUGCCGCGGAACGCCUCGGACGCCGUGUUCGCCACGCUGUCCCCGCUGAGCGCCGCGCCGCCGCUGCCCCGGCCCGGCCCGGCCGCGCCCAUCGGGCUCGGCCUGGCGCUGCUGGCACAGCGCUGCCUCGCGACAGCGGCGGGACAGUGA